Messenger RNA from Varroa destructor (honeybee mite), 3312 nucleotides. Its product is annotated as nose resistant to fluoxetine protein 6-like. Gene Ontology annotation, molecular function: acyltransferase activity, transferring groups other than amino-acyl groups. The record is from RefSeq and is a predicted model, not a curated record. Lineage: Eukaryota; Metazoa; Arthropoda; Arachnida; Mesostigmata; Varroidae.
UACGACAAGGGAAGUUUGAAGAGCGUUUCGUACGCCGUACGUACAGCAGGUGCUCCGCGCCGUGCGUGUGCCAAGCUAAACAACUGAGACAGUUUUUUUUUUGUUGUAGUUGUAUUGGCGACUGUAGUAAGAAGAACAGAAAUAGCUUUCCGUUGUUCUCCCCGCUCCAAAUCGGCGAUAGUCGGUUGCUUGAUUUGAACUUUUUUUUUGAGUUAUUUGUUUUGUUCGAUGCCUGUAGUUUCGUUACUUCGUUACAAUCGAUCAACGUUAGCGCUGCUGCUCGGUUAACGAACACGGAACCGGUGUUGAUUGUUUAAGCAUUAGGUGAUGUCACUGCGCGCGAUCGGUUUCACUGUUCAGCAGCCUCUAUUUGUAGAUGUGUAAGGCAGACAGCGAAAGAGAUAGUCCCAAGAAGAACCAGAUCAUCUUCGUGGGUCGCCAGAUCACGAAAUAGACGAAAAGAAAAAGCCGCCUGACGUUGUAUCGAUCUCGGAUCGUUUCGCAUUAGCGAUUCGCUUCGAGUCGAAGAAAGCUGUCAUUGCCGAAAGACGCCUGUUUACGGUCGUCGACCGUGAAAGACUUCAUUAACCAUGACUCGACUGCUUACACUCGGACUAGUGUUAGUAGGGUUUACCUAUACAACAGCUACUGAGUACGAUCGUUUCGAUCCAUUCGGUGAUAUCACCGAUCGUGUGUCCGCCAACGUGAGGAGCUUACUUGAUGAAGAUGCGCCGCCUACAAACGUCAGUCACAUAUGCGUGAACGCCAGCAAGCAGUACCUCGAUAAUUUAAAAAAAGGCCAAGAAUGGGCCCUUAAGAUGUUCGACUCGACGGGUCGGCCCGACAACGGUGUCCUGACGGGUGGCUUCUCAUUUCUCGGUUCCUAUUCGGAAUGCCUGCAGGCCGUGCCUAGUCCGAUUGAGUCACAUUUUCAACCUCCGUUCGUUAGCCGAUACUGCAUGGCAACUCUCAACGUGGCCCAUGUAACGGACAAAGGCUCAGCGUAUCUCCCGGACAUCAUCUGGAAAAAGACAAUUGACGCCCAGAUCGCGCGUAUCGGCCUGUGUGUGCCCUCACUCUGCUCGCCGGAGGACAUUACUGGGCUUGUCGAAGCGACGCUUAAAGAUGUCGUUGUCGGAACACAAGUGGUUAGCACUUCCUGCUCGGACACAGGUAGCACAUACAGUGCCGAUCGCAAAGCGAUCAUGAUGACCGGAGCUGUGUUAUUCUUUGUAACUCUCGCCGGCGUUGGCACGUUCUAUCAAUUCAGCAGAGACACGUGUAGUGCGCCCAAUGACGUGGUAGCAACCGCAGGCUCAACCGACCCCCUCAUGGCACCCGUGAAGGUCCGCAGGUCUGCUAUCGGCCGUUUGUUAAUGUCAUUUUCAGUACUUGAGAACAGUGGGAAGAUUUUAAACACGGGGAACAGCAACGAGGGGAUAACGUCGAUACAUGGCCUCCGUCUCUGGAGCAUGCUGUGGAUCAUCUUCGGCCACUCCUAUUCAUUUGCCCAGCAGUGGGUCACUUACCGUAAUGCCGAUGUUAUGAAGGUCGUUCCUGCUGACAUCAUCAGCCAAGGCAUCGCUAAUGGAACUCUGUCGGUAGACACCUUUUUUUUCAUCUCGGGCCUUCUCGUCGUCUAUGUCACCUUCAGCAAAAUGGAUCAGACCGAGGGGAAGAUCAAUAUUUUCAUGUUUUAUUUUCAUCGCUAUUGGCGUAUGACUCCUUUGAUGCUGGUCGUGAUCGGAUUGUGUGCCAAUGUUCUGCCGUACAUCGGUGGAGGACCCCGAUGGGCAGAAUCAAUUUCAACAUAUGAUAUGACGUGUCAGAAGAACUGGUGGAUUAAUGCACUCUAUUUGCAAAACUUCAUCAAUACACCUCAAAUGUGCUUGAAUCAUACGUGGUUCUCGGCGGUCGACAUGCAAUUCUAUAUUAUCUCGCCGAUCAUUCUGCUGGUGCUAUACAAGAACCGCACGUUCGGCCUCUUGCUAAUUACGUUCUUGGGACUGGCAUCGAUCGCUGCAACUGCUAUCAUCAUUGCGGUAAACAGUUACCCGGCGAUGCCGUACAUCUCCAACAUUGUUCCUCUCGAGCUUUUAAAUGGAUAUUCUUCAAAUGUUUACAUCAAGCCGUAUUGCCGGAUCGGCCCCUACCUUGUUGGUAUGGUGACCGGUUACGUGAUUCACCAGAGUAAUGGGCGAUUGCAAUUCAGCCGACGCACGACAAUCCUCGGUUGGAUUGGCACCGUAACUGGCAUGUUGGUAGUUCUCUAUGCCAUGUGGAAUGCCAAUACCGGCGUGUCUUUGCCUCCUGUAGCUAUUGCAGCUCUGUACGGCGCCUGCUCAAGAACUCUGUGGUCUGUUGGCUUGACUUGGAUCGUCUUGGCCUGCCUGUCCGGUCAUGGAGGCUUCGUCAAUUCGAUCCUAUCAUGGAAAGGAUUUGUCCCCUUCAGCAGGCUUACCUACAGCGCGUACAUCAUUCAUCCCGUAAUCAUGGCAAUUUUUUAUGGAUCACGGGAGAGCGUCUUCGAUUAUUCUCCAUCACUGUUGACCUAUUUCGCCCUAGGUAACAUCGUCGUUACCUACUCGUUUUCGUUUGUCAUGUCGUUGUUAUUCGAGUCGCCACUAAUUGGCAUCGAACGCGUGCUCUUUUUCCGCAAGUAGUUAACCAGCUCCAGCCAGAGAACAAGGACGGACGUGCGGUGGAUCCUGAACGAAAGCGGGACGCGCCUCGACAAUAGCCCUCCAUAUGCAGAAAGAUAUACUAUUUAGCAUCCUAAAAUUAUUUUACCAUUCUCCCAAUACUUUAUGUUGGACGAGGAAAUGCCCACACUAAAGGGGACCCAAGUAACGCAGAGCAAGAAGAAGGUACGACAGGUGACAAGGUACAGCAGGGGUGGCGACAGACGGCAAACUGCUGCAUUAGGGAGUUGAAAAAUAUAGAAAUUGUCAAUACCAGUCCUACUGUAGAAGCUACCGAUGACGAACAGCGAUGCAAACAUUUUAUGACUUUUACUCCGUAGAACGAUCUCGUCCCGUGCGGGCGUAUCGCUCAUAACGCUUGCAAGUGUCGCUCGACCACCGACUUGAUGGUCUCAAACUCGUUGGCGCAACAUUGCCAGGAGCAUCGGACUCUGAUAAUCUGUGAUAUAAUCUAAAGAGUUAAAUUUCAUAGUAUUAUUUAUCAAUAUAUAUAUAUAUAUAUAUAUAUACAUAUCGAAGCACAUAAAUAAGACAGUAACGACGAACCGUAGAUAAUUUCGCCUCUACCACAACCAGUGCUAUCCGGCCAAUUAAAGGAAUUUAAACGAUG